GGUGCGGGCGGUGCGGGGCGGUGCGGGGCGGUGCGGGCAUGGCGCUCUCCCGCUUCUCCCGCUUCUGCAGCCGGGACGGCUCCGACCCGCUCUGGGACUGGAACGUAACAUGGCACACCUACAAUCCCGACUUCACCAAGUGCUUUCAGAACACAUUCCUGGUGUGGGUGCCUUGUGUUUACCUCUGGACAUGUUUCCCACUCUAUUUCCUCUAUCUCUGCCGUCACGACAGAGGCUACAUCCAAAUGACACAUCUCAACAAAGCCAAAACUGCCUUGGGCUUUUUACUGUGGAUAGUCUGCUGGGCAGACCUGUUCUACUCUUUCUGGGAAAGAAGUCAGAGCAUUUUCCGGGCUCCAGUUUUUCUCGUCAGCCCGACUCUUUUGGGCAUAACAAUGCUGCUUGCUACUUUUCUAAUUCAGUGUGAGAGAAGGAAAGGAGUCCAGUCCUCAGGGGUCAUGCUGAUUUUCUGGCUCAUAGCCCUGCUGUGUGCCAUCAUCAUUUUUCGAUCCAAAGUCCUGCAUUCCUUGAAAGUGGAUGCUGAAGUCGAUGUGUUCCGUGACAUCACGUUCUACAUUUACUUUACCUUGGUGCUGGUUCAGUUGAUAUUGUCCUGCUUCUCAGAUCGUUCUCCUCUGUUUUCGGAAACCAUCCACGAUCCCAAUCCCUGCCCUGAAUCUGGUGCCUCAUUCCUUUCUAGAGUUACCUUUUGGUGGAUUACCGGGUUGAUGGUUCAGGGAUAUAAACGCCCACUGGAAGCCUCAGACCUUUGGUCCCUGAAUAGAGAGGACACAUCUGACCAAGUGGUUCCUGUCCUGGUGAAGAAUUGGGCAAAAGAAUGCACCAAGUCCAAAAAGCAGUCCUUAAAAAUUGUGUACGCUCCCAAAGAUCCCGUGAAGCUAAAAACAGGCUCGAAAGGAGAUGUGAAUGAAGAAGUGGAAGCGUUGAUUGUAAAGCCCUCACAGAGGGACAAGGAACCAUCUCUCUUUAAGGUGUUAUAUAAAACCUUUGGGCCCUACUUUCUUAUGAGCUUCCUGUUUAAAGCCCUCCACGAUCUGAUGAUGUUCGCUGGCCCGGAAAUCUUAAAAUUACUGAUCAACUUUGUGAAUGACAAAGAUGCCCCAGAUUGGCAGGGUUACCUCUACACUGGGCUUCUCUUUGUGAGUGCUUGUCUGCAGACUCUAGUCCUGCACCAAUACUUCCAUAUCUGCUUUGUGAGUGGAAUGAGGAUCAAAACUGCUGUUAUCGGUGCCAUCUAUCGUAAGGCCCUGGUCAUUACCAAUUCCGCGAGGAAGUCUUCCACCGUGGGAGAGAUCGUCAACCUUAUGUCUGUGGAUGCUCAGAGAUUCAUGGAUUUGGCCACCUACAUCAACAUGAUCUGGUCUGCCCCUCUGCAGGUCAUCCUGGCCCUCUACCUCCUGUGGCUGAAUUUAGGCCCUUCUGUACUCGCUGGUGUGGCUGUGAUGAUUCUUAUGGUUCCCAUCAAUGCGGUGAUGGCCAUGAAGACCAAAACCUACCAGGUGGCCCACAUGAAGAGCAAAGACAACCGGAUUAAAUUAAUGCACGAAAUCCUCAACGGGAUCAAAGUCCUGAAACUGUACGCCUGGGAGUUGGCCUUCAAGAAGAAAGUUUUGGAGAUCAGGCAGGAAGAGCUGAAGGUGCUGAAGAAGUCUGCCUAUCUGGCAGCAGUGGGCACCUUCACUUGGGUCUGCACCCCUUUCCUGGUGGCUCUCUCCACAUUUGCCGUGUACAUGACCAUAGAUGAGAACAACAUCUUGGAUGCCCAGAAAGCAUUUGUUUCUUUGGCCUUAUUCAACAUCCUUCGCUUCCCACUCAAUAUCCUGCCGAUGGUCAUCAGCAGUAUUGUACAGGCAAGUGUUUCCCUUAAGCGUCUCAGAAUAUUUCUCUCACAUGAAGAACUGGAGCCAGACAGCGUAGUGAGAUGCUCUGUGAAGAAUGCUGGAGGGAACAGCAUCAGCGUGACGAAUGCAACAUUUACUUGGUCAAGGAAUGACCCUCCAACUCUGACUGGCAUCACCUUUGCGGUACCAGAGGGCUCCCUAAUCGCCGUGGUGGGCCAGGUUGGCUGUGGGAAGUCCUCCCUGCUGUCUGCCCUUUUGGCCGAGAUGGACAAAGUGGAGGGGCACGUGGCUAUCAAGGGCUCCAUAGCUUACGUCCCCCAGCAGGCGUGGAUCCAGAACGCUUCACUGAGAGAGAACAUCCUUUUUGGCCGGCAGCCUGAGGAGCGACACUACAAGCAAGUGAUUGAAGCCUGUGCCCUCCUGCCAGACCUGGAAAUCUUGCCCAGUGGGGACUGGACAGAGAUUGGGGAGAAGGGUGUGAAUCUGUCCGGUGGUCAGAAGCAGAGAGUCAGCCUGGCCCGCUCCGUGUACUGUGACGCCGACGUGUACCUGUUCGAUGACCCCCUCUCGGCGGUGGAUGCUCACGUGGGGAAACACAUCUUCGAGAAAGUUAUUGGACCCAAAGGACUGCUGCGAAACAAGACUAGAAUCCUGGUAACUCACGGCAUCAGUUACCUGCCUCAGGUGGAUAAGAUCAUCGUGAUGAGCGAGGGCAAGAUUUCCGAGAUGGGCUCUCACCAGGAGCUCCUGGAGCGAGAUGGAGCCUUUGCAGAGUUCCUACGGACGUACGCCAACGCGGAGCAGAGCCCGGACGACGGGGAUGUGAAGAAAGGAGAAGGCAAUCAGCCGCUGGAAGAGGAGGAAGGAUCCAACAGCCCAGCAGUGAAAGAAGUGAAACCAAUGGAAAAUGGGGUCCUUGUGAUGGAAGGCUCAGCGAAGCAGUUGCAUAGGCAGCUCAGCAACUCUUCCACCUAUAGCACGGACACAGGAAAGCAUCAAACCAGCACGGGAGAGCUGCACAAGGCGGGAACCGACAAGAACGCUUGGAAGCUGAUGGAGGCCGACAAAGCCAAGACUGGACAGGUAAAGCUGUCGGUGUACUGGGAAUAUAUGAAAGCAAUCGGCCUUUUUAUCUCUUUUCUGAGCAUCUUCCUUUUUAUAUGUAAUCAUGUAGCCGCCCUGGCUUCCAACUACUGGCUCAGUUUAUGGACUGACGACCCCGUGGUCAAUGGGACACAGCAGUACACGGACGUCAGGCUGGGCGUGUACGGAGCGCUGGGCAUUUCACAAGGUAUCGCCGUGUUUGGCUACUCGAUGGCCGUGUCGAUCGGGGGCAUCUGCGCCUCCCGGCGCCUGCAUCUGGACCUCCUGCACAGUGUCCUUCGCUCUCCCCUGAGCUUCUUUGAGCGCACACCCAGCGGGAACCUGGUGAACCGGUUCGCUAAGGAGUUGGACACUGUGGAUUCGAUGAUCCCACAGAUCAUCAAGAUGUUCAUGAGCUCGCUGUUCAAUGUCGUCGGUGCCUGCAUCAUCAUCCUGCUGGCCACACCCAUCGCUGCCGUCGUCAUCCCGCCUCUGGGGCUGAUCUACUUCUUUGUGCAGAGAUUUUACGUCACGUCUUCCCGCCAGCUGAAGCGUCUGGAGUCGGUCAGCCGCUCCCCGGUGUACUCGCAUUUCAACGAGACCCUCCUGGGCGUCAGUGUCAUCCGGGCCUUUGAGGAGCAGAAGCGGUUCAUCCAGCAGAGCGACAUGAAAGUGGACGAGAAUCAGAAAGCCUACUACCCCAGCAUUGUGGCCAACAGGUGGCUAGCCGUCCGGUUGGAGUGUGUCGGGAACUGCAUCGUCCUCUUUGCGGCCCUGUUCGCCGUCAUCUCCAGACACAGCCUGAGCCCGGGCCUGGUUGGCCUCUCUGUGUCCUACUCCCUACAGGUGACCGCUUACUUGAACUGGCUUGUGCGCAUGUCAUCCGAGAUGGAGACGAACGUCGUCGCUGUGGAGAGGCUCAAGGAGUACUCAGAAACGGAGAAGGAGGCACCUUGGCAAAUCGAGGAGACGGCCCCAGCCCCCGACUGGCCUCAGGAAGGCAAAGUGGAGUUCCGAGACUUUGGGCUACGCUACAGGGAGGACUUGGAUUUAGUCCUGAAGAAUAUCAACGUCACCAUUGACGGGGGUGAGAAGGUUGGGAUUGUGGGGCGGACAGGCGCCGGGAAGUCUUCACUCACGCUGGGCUUGUUCCGCAUCAAUGAAUCGGCGGAAGGAGAGAUAAUCAUUGAUGGAGUCAACAUCGCCAAGAUCGGGCUGCACCACCUCCGCUUCAAGAUCACCAUCAUUCCCCAGGAUCCUGUCCUGUUCUCCGGCUCCUUGCGCAUGAACCUGGACCCGUUUGACCAGUACUCGGAUGAGGACAUCUGGAGGUCCCUGGAGCUGGCUCACCUGAAGAACUUUGUGUCGCUGCUCCCCGACAAACUGAAUCACGAAUGCACUGAAGGCGGGGAGAAUCUGAGCGUCGGGCAGCGCCAGCUGGUGUGCCUCGCCCGGGCCCUGCUGAGAAAAACCAAGAUCCUGGUGCUGGAUGAAGCCACGGCCGCGGUGGACCUGGAGACGGACGACCUGAUCCAGUCCACCAUCAGGACGCAGUUCGACGACUGCACCGUGCUCACCAUAGCCCAUCGGCUCAACACCAUCAUGGACUACACCAGGAUUCUAGUUCUGGAUAAAGGGGAAGUGGUGGAAUGUGGUUCCCCCAGCGACUUGCUGCAGAAGAAAGGCAUUUUCUACAGUAUGGCCAGAGAUGCCAGCUUGAUAUGAGGACUGCCGCUUUCUCGUCCGGACAGAACAAAACGGAACUGACAUUUGCCUUAGACGCGGAGAGGACUCAGCAGGCUCUGCUUCUCACUCUUUUGCUGUUCAAACCAAAAAGCAGUCACUCAUGACGCGCCCCUUACCUAACCAGAUAGUUUUUGAGUAGGUGGGAGUCUCUUUCUCUCCCACACGCAGAGAUACCACCUACCCUUAUGCAUCCCCGCACACAUACACUCAUACUGUGCAAUCUGACGUUCUUUAAGGUUUCUUUCCCGGGUCUGCUCAUUGCAGCCAGUCCUAAGGGGAGAUUGGUUGUACGUAGUAAGUAGGCUAGUGACCAAAUUGUAGACGUGGCCUCGGAUGGAUCUGAGGACUCGUUCGACUCUCCUCAGUCCUCCGCCUCCAUCCCGCCUGCCUCCGUCCUUCUCGUGGGUCUCCCUUUCUCGAGGUCUCUGCCGCCCGAAGUUGAAGAGCUUGCUCGCCGAACCCGCGUUUGCCAUUUCGGAAUGUAGAAAAUCCCGACGGACCGGCCGGCGACCCGCGGUUCUGGCUUUGUGCCGAUACCCCGGGGAGGCACCGUAUCCUGUCGUGGCACGCUGGCUUUAGAAACGGACACUUACUCGCCCUUGGCAGCGGCCUCCAAGUUCACUGUCUCUUCAGAUCCGCGUGGCUGCAGAGGCUGAAGACCAGCCGACGUCCUACUGCAUCAUGGCAGCGCCCUAGAGUUUGACAGCCUAGGAGGGUGGCUCCUCUGGUUCAAGAGGAAAGUGACCCAGGGUGUCGGAGGCCUCCCGGAUCUGGGUAUCGGCCAUAGAUUUGGGCGGCAACUCUCCUUUCCCCGCGCCUCAGUUUUCCUAUGUUGAGAAACGCGGUGAUGACGAUGGUUGGCCCCGACCUCACCGGGAUGUGGUGAGGAAAAGUAAACGAUUGCAAAGCACUCCAGAGAGAAGGGUGUCGUAGCCGCCCCGAGAGCACAGUGGAGUAUUCCCGUUCUUUUUUCCAGAUCCCGAAAUUGUUCUCUGCCCUCCGCCCUCUGUCCUAGGAACCCGUCGUCGGGCCACGGAGGUCUUUGUUCUCGGUGGCGGGUUCGUGUUCGGGAAACAAAAGCCCCAGGGUGGUCUGCCGGCGACUUUAGAUUCUCGUUUGCGGUCACCGGUCCCGGAAAACGGGUGGCUGCAAUCGUUUGGUAAAGGAGUUUGACCGAGCUUCACUCCCGGUAGACUCCUAGAUGCUCAUCAGCUGGGCUUUGCAUGCGUCUGGCUGUUGGGAUGUUCUGAGGAGGAUGUGGAAGAGAAACGCAGGCCCAGGUGGAGAUCGACGUACAGAAUGCCACGGCCAGACAGGCAGACCGAACUCCGACGUGCUCAGAGAUUCAGAUUUUCGAAUCCAAAACUAGAGAAGUGUUCUCUCUUGAGACGAUAGCAAAAAUAUUUAUUUUUUUGUAAGUUAUAAGAGUCUUUGAAAUUGAACCGGCCAAGUUUUCCUGGCAUCUUUUUGUAAUGACUGUACUGGAAACGUGGAUAUUUGCCGAUCAUUUGCAGUAAACGUUUUUUGUUCGUUUGAAAA
This is a messenger RNA of Ornithorhynchus anatinus (platypus), 6230 nucleotides long. It is a transcript of the gene ABCC1, whose product is annotated as ATP binding cassette subfamily C member 1. Gene Ontology annotation, molecular function: ATP binding; glutathione transmembrane transporter activity; ATP hydrolysis activity. Gene Ontology annotation, biological process: glutathione transmembrane transport; xenobiotic transport. The record is from RefSeq and is a predicted model, not a curated record. Lineage: Eukaryota; Metazoa; Chordata; Mammalia; Monotremata; Ornithorhynchidae. The coding region runs from base 39 to 4670 and encodes 1543 amino acids. Gene Ontology annotation, cellular component: basolateral plasma membrane. The transcript has 33 exons.